This is a messenger RNA of Linepithema humile (Argentine ant), 2824 nucleotides long. NCBI's taxonomy places the organism in Eukaryota, Metazoa, Arthropoda, Insecta, Hymenoptera, Formicidae. The record is from RefSeq and is a predicted model, not a curated record.
GCGCUCCACUCCGCGCCGCGUCCGCACAGCAGCGCGCAACGUGCUCCAGUCCGCUGCGAACCGUCGGACGGAUCGCAUUGGUUUCUCUCCUGCCUCGAGAAGCAGUUCCCAAAAGUAUUUUCCGCUCGACUCCGCCUCGCGAAACGCGCAAAGUUUGGGAAUGUGUUCCGCGCGGUCUUGCUGAAUACCCGUGAAACGUAAUUUACGCGAGCAAGAAAAAUAGUCGGUCUAAAAGUCGGUUGUAGUCACAAGCCGACAACAUGAGGAACUCGACGCUACUGAAAUGGGCGCAGAAUUCGACGAACAAUAAAAAUCAACCGAAUAAAAAUGGAGGAACGAGGAACUGGAUACACCCACCGGACGCGCUCCAAAAAGGACACAUCGCCUACCUAGUCAAGUAUUUGGGCAGCACAGAGGUGGAGCAACCCAAAGGCAUCGAAGUGGUGAAAGAGGCGAUCUGCAAGCUGAAAUUCAAUCAGCAGCUGAAGAAGAGCGAGGGCACGAAAACUCCCAAGGUCGAGCUUACCAUAAGUAUCGAUGGCGUGGCGAUACAGGAACCAAAAACAAAAACGACACCCAAGCGAAUUAUGCAUCAAUAUCCGCUGCAUAGAAUUUCCUACUGCGCCGACGACAAAGGAGAGAAGAAGUUUUUCAGUUUUAUCGCGAAAGAGGAGGAUGCGGAGAGGCACACAUGCUUCGUUUUCGUCAGCGACAAAUUGGCCGAGGAGAUAACGCUCACCAUCGGUCAGGCCUUCGAUCUGGCCUACAGGCGGUUCCUGGAAACAUCUGGCAAGGAUUUGGAGGCGCAGCGACGCUGCAUGGUGCUGCAGCAAAAGAUAAAGCGACUGGAGCACGAGAACAAUGUUUUUCGGCAACGGCUGCAAGAUAUCGCGGCUAUUAAAGGCUCGGCGGAUGUGUCAGCGUAUCUGUCGCAACAUAAUCUGCCCGACAUUCUUCACGUACCUGGAGCUCCGGCGGACUCGCCGCAAGUUAAUGGCACGACGAGCAAGUUAUUGCUGAACACGGGCAGCGAUAGCAACGGAAACACGUCCAACGGACCGCAGCAGCCGCCGCCGGUUCCGCCGAGGAAUUUCGAAAAGAGUUUCGACGACGAUUUCAUGGGGAACGAGCCAGCGCCAAUGCCGUCGGUUGGCACUAAAUUGGAAGGGCUGCUGAUGGACGAGUUUGAGGAAGAUUUCAAUCCGAGGGCUUAUGAAACCGCAGCCAACGGUCUUGCCACUCAUCAGUCCAAUAACAAUGCUCUCAUUAAUGGUCAGUUGUCCUCGGGAUCGAACUUCUUCUCUCAAUCUAACGGCACAAUCAGCCCCCCGCCUUUAUUGGCGCCACCACCAAAGACGAAAGAUUCGAGGCGUCAGAACGGACUCAAGGAAGAUCUGUUCGGUAGCAUCCCUUUCAAUCCCACGCCAACUUUAAAUAUGAAGAACGAAUGUAACGAUCCGUUCGAAAUGGGAGAAUUCGGAGCUUCGACCGUGACCAAUCCUAGCCAGCAGGAACUGGAGAACGCUAUCGGUCUGCUGGAUAAAAGAUUGCUGGAGAUGAAGGACGGUUUCAGUAGAGGGCUGUGCAUCGGAACUGAUGACUUUUCUUUGGAGAGCUUGGACCCGCUGCGAAAUUAAACUGGAACGACCGGACACGCUAAGAAGUGCUCGAACAAGAAUCAGUGCUCCGAAACGCGGAGUACGAGAGAGAACAACUAACGGAUAGAGCAAUUAGGAAUUAUGUCCGUGUAAAACCAAAAUUAGUCAAUUAUUAUUACUACCCUACUCGUAUAUUUAUGAUCAUGUUCGAUAUUUAUGGUACACAUAUGAAGAUUUUAAAGGCGCGUAUCCUUCUACGCGCCCGCUGAUAAUAUAUGCUAUUCUAUCCGCUGCUUCGGAACCUUGAAACUGAGGUUCAAAACCCUAUAAUGACGCACGGAAACGCGUUAUCGUUGUUAAUGAUGAGUCAGUGAAAGUCGGGAUCUCAAGUUGACCGCUAGAGUGGAAUGAGAUAUUAUUCUAAUCGAGGCCGCAUAAUUUUAGACGAAAAUUUGUUAUGUAUAACAACUUAAACAGAUCUUUCUUCUGUUUAUCGCGAAUCUCACGUCGACAAUGAUAUGCUUGCGUCUUUCAUACCUUUUAACGAGAUAUUUUGAGAAAGAACUAAUGAACAUUAGAAAAUCUUGCAACCAUCGAGUCGGAUGGGGAGAGAGUGACGGCCGAGUAAUCUCUCGCAUUCUAAAGCUACACUCUAAGGCUAAGAGAAAUUCGUAAUAUACAUUUUACACUCGGCCGGGUUUAAUUUACGUUCUUUGCGUAAAUCCACGACCAUUUGUUGGAAAGUAAGCUGAUAGGCGAUGCAAAUGGAGCAUUAACCGUCGUAGCAUUAGAGAUUACACUAAUAAUAUGAACGCAUAGCUUCAUAGUCUGUCGAUUGAACCCGUACACUCCAUAUAUUCUCUUUCUUUUUUUUUUGGUCUGUCGUAUAUACUGCUACUCUUUUUCUCUUAAUAACAAUCGGAAAGAAAAAGGGAGUUCAAUUGUAGAAGAGCACGAGAGGUUCUAGUUGUAUAAGCCUUACGGUAAUCUCUAUGUAUCACGAUCCGACCAACGUAACGUGAAACGUUCAACAAGUUCACGUUUAUCUCCAUAUAAAGAGGAUUAGUAAUUAUGUACAUAUGAAUCUCUAUCUUAUUAUUGUUGCUAUAUUGUUUAAGAGUCCUAGUUAAGAAUAUAACAUAUGAUUAUCAACAAAUGAAAUAUUGAACAUUCAAAUGCAUCAUCCUUAUGUUCGUAAUAUUAAAUUUCGAAACACCUUGAAGUUA